UUUUAAGAUAUAUCAUUUUAGGCCUUCCCGCCAACAUCUGACGUCAUGUAUACCAAAUGAAAGGUAACAGUUGACUGUGCAAAUAUGGAACAGAACGGGCUAGUUCCUAACAAGAAACAACGACUGAUAGCGAAAAAGCCAGUGACUGUUGUUUUAGGUACUCAGUGGGGAGAUGAAGGAAAGGGAAAGAUUGUCGACAUGCUUGCAUCAGAUGCGGAUAUCUGUUGUCGUUGUCAGGGAGGAAACAAUGCUGGACAUACAGUUGUAGUUGAAGAGAAAAUGUAUGAUUUUCAUAUUCUGCCAAGUGGAAUUGUUAACCCCGACUGUACAGCUGUCAUUGGAAAUGGUGUUGUUGUUCAUUUACCAGAUUUAUUUGAAGAAAUUGAAAAAAAUGUUCAAAAAGGACUAGAAGAUUGGAAAAACAGACUGAUCAUAUCUGACAGGGCACAUCUAGUAUUUGAUAUACAUCAGAUAGUUGAUGGAAUACAGGAGUCUGGAAGAGGCCAACAUGUUAUUGGAACCACAAAGAAAGGAAUUGGUCCAACAUAUUCAUGUAAGGCAACAAGAAAUGGUUUACGAAUGUGUGAUUUAUUGGGUGAUUUUACACUUUUUUCAGACAAGUAUCAAAAACUUAUAGAUUAUUAUACAUCUCAUCAUCCUGAUAUCAGAGUAAAUGUGGAAGAAGAUCUUAAAAAACUAAAGGUGUACAGAGAAAGAGUUAGUCCUUUAGUCAGAGAUACUGUUCCAUUCCUUCACAAAGCAAUCAAAGAUGGGAAGCACAUUUUGAUAGAAGGAGCUCAGUCUACAAUAUUAGAUAUUGAUUUUGGUCUUUAUCCAUUUGUGACAUCAUCUAACUGCAGUGUUGGGGGUGUUUGUACAGGACUAGGUAUACCACCUCAUGUCCUUGGUGAAGUGUAUGGAGUGGUCAAGGCUUAUCUCACACGAGUUGGACGAGGAGGUUUCCCAACUGAACUUAUCAAUGAGACUGGAGACUUGUUGGUUAAUAGAGGACACGAAUAUGGUGUAACUACAGGUAGAAAAAGACGUGUCGGAUGGUUAGAUAUGGUGAUGUUAAACUUUUCAAAUAUGAUAAGUGGAUUUACUGGGAUUGCCAUAACAAAGCUUGACAUUUUGGACAUCUUUAAAGAGAUCAAGAUUGGGAUAGGUUAUUAUCUGAAUGGUAAAAAAUUGGAAAGUUUCCCAGCUCUAGCGGAAGACUUAAAGCAUGUAACAGUUGAGUAUAUCACCCUUCCUGGUUGGAAUCUGGACACUUCAAAAGCUAGAUCAUUUAGUGAUCUUCCUCCUAAUGCUCAGGCUUAUGUCAGGAAAAUACAGGAGUUAAUGAAUGUACCAGUUAAAUGGAUUGGUGUAGGACAAGCCAGAGAAUCCAUUAUAGAAGUAGAUCAGAUAUAACAGAGUUAAUCUGAUGAAAGAAAUCGUUAUUUUUAUAAAGGGUUUUACUCCAAUUAGUUCUGAUAUAUUUUAAUAAAUUUUUUGGAGGUUUUUAUGACUGAGAUGCUUAUAUUGUAUUUUGCUUUCUUGUACUCUGUAAUAAGGGCCCUGCACAAGGAUGUUGGAGCCCUAUAGUUUUCACUUUGUCCAUCUAUCAACAAUGUUUGUAAACUCAAAUACUCCAAAAGAAUUGGUAGGAGGUCAAUGAAAUUUUGCACUGGUUUUUGCAUAUAACGUAAAUGUGCAUAUCAUUUUUGGUGAAAAUCAGGCCAUUAGUUUUGGAAAUACUGUGACAUUAUUAACCAAUCUCAAGUUUAAGAAACACAUUUUUGUGCUAGGAUGUCAAUAAAAAAUUGAUUCUUUUUUGUUUCCCUUAUGGGAGGGGGAGAAUUGCAGUUAACUAUUUUUGUCUUGUCUAAAUAAAAAAAAAUCACAAAAAGUACUAUUAUGUGCUAGGAUUGCAAUGAAAAUUGAUUUUAAGGUAAACUAUGGUAUUCCAAAUUGAUUCCCAGUUUCAAAGGACAAGGUUCACUUUUUAUACGACUGCAAAAAAUUUGCGUUCGUAUAUUGCUAUCACGUCGUCGUCCGAAGACAUUUUUUUUCAGGACAAUAACUUUAGUUUAAGUGUAUGGAACCAAAAGGUUCAAAUUCUCAAAAGGAAGGUUGGGAUUGUUUUUGGGGGUAAUGGUCCCAACCGUUUAGGAAUUGGGGGCCAAAAAGGGGCCCAAAACAAGCAUUUUUCUAGUUUCAGGACAAUAACUUGUGUAUAAGUAUUUUGAUUGCUUGGAAAUUGUACUACAAUGUUCAAUACGACAAGUAGAAGGUUGGGAUUCAUUUUUGGGGUAAUUGCCUAAACCGUUCAGGAAAAAGGGGCCAAAACAAGCAAUUUUUUCUAGUUUUCAGACAAUAACUUGUGUAGUGUAUGGAUGUCUCUUAAAUUGUACCACAUUUUACAAAAAGAAAAUUUCUUCAAAUAUAAUUAUUUUUUGGUGGAGGGGGGGGGGGUCAAUUUUUUUUCCUCAAGAUUUAAGAAAUUAUCAAUUUUCCACACAAAAAAAAUUGGGAGGCACAAUUUAUUUUUCUAAUUAUUUAUAUAUAUAUAUAGUCUGAAAACAGAUUUACUAAGUAUGCGCAACAGCACAGUGUAUUGCACAAUAGCAAGAAAUCUUCAAUUGAAUAUAAAUUCAAAUCAUAUAACCAUGGAAGUAUUAUUUUACUUCCAUGAUAUAACCAAUUUCAAGUUCUUUGACUACAUUUAUUCUGUGUCAGAAACCUAUAAUGUGUCAAAUAUUUAAUUACAAUCCAAAUUCAGACCUGUAUCAAGCUUGAAUAUUGUGUCCAUUUUUUGCCCAAUCUGUACAGGGUUGGACCUCUGCAGUCGUAUCCAGCUGCACUUGGCGAAGCACAUUUUUUGCAAAAUAUGGCCUGAAUUUCAACUUCAUCAUAAAAUAUCACAAAGGUUGCAAUUUGGUUCUUAAAUAGAGUCAUUUCAAAAGCUUAAAUGCUAGGUAAAUCAAAUUUCAUCAUAAAAGUAUAGGCUCCAAAGUCAGCACAUAAUGGAGAAGUUGUCAAAAUACAAUGAUUUUGUGCAUUUUUCGGACCUGAAAGCUUUUGGAAAACCUUGGUCACAACCCAUGAUCCAAAAUGUUCUGCAACAAAAGGUGCCAAUGUUUAUAUUGAAUUCUAAAAACAAACAUUUUCUGGAUCAGGUAUGGCAGCCAAAGUUGAUUAUGAUUAAAACUGUCAUAUUAAAAUUACGGGAAAAUGGGACCAAAACUGAUGUUACAACAAAUAUAAUGCAUAAUUAAGGGGUCAUAACUUUAUAUUUUAAAAUGUGAGUUGCCAAAAGAACUUAUUUUGUAUUAAUAGUAACAUCACAACUCUAUCUACAUAACUCUAUCUACGUGAAAUUUGUAGUAUUUUGGCCUGAUUAAAAGAGAAAAAAUAUCUUGGGGUCAGUUUUAUCCCUUCCUGAACCUUCUCCUUUUUACAGUAAAAAUAGUUUUUGCUUAAAUCAAUCUCAGACUUUGAAAAGCAUAUUUGAUUGCUUAGAUUGCAACGAAAAUUAUUUUAAAGGUACACAAUGCUAUUCGAAAUCAAUUAGUAGUGUCAAGUUUUAAGUAAAAACUUUUAUAUUUGUUAAAAAUCACAAAUUUUGAGAAACAUCUUUUUGUUCUAAGAUUUCAAUGAAAAUUUUUAUAUGUAAAAGAUGCUAUUCCAAAUUGAUUUCCUGUGUCAAAAAUUACCCAUCGACCACCAUCUCUGAAAUGGCUGCCCUAAUACAUAAUGAUAUCAUAGUCAGUUCAAGAUUUAUGAAACUUGAAACCCUAUUAAAUGUAUUGGUUUGUUUGUAUCAGAAUUAAUUAUUUGUUUAUGUGCAAGCAUCAUAAGUUUUCCAGUUUUAUUUUAUUUUUACCUUAAUAUCAUGAUAGUAUAUGUAUGUGGUAUCAAUCAUGUCUCUACUUUCUUCAAUAAAAUACUAAGCUAUUUAA
Messenger RNA from Mytilus californianus (California mussel), 3944 nucleotides. RefSeq names its product adenylosuccinate synthetase isozyme 1-like. NCBI's taxonomy places the organism in Eukaryota, Metazoa, Mollusca, Bivalvia, Mytilida, Mytilidae. The record is from RefSeq and is a predicted model, not a curated record. The transcript is spliced from 13 exons. Bases 85 to 1413 code for a protein of 442 amino acids. Gene Ontology annotation, cellular component: cytoplasm. Gene Ontology annotation, biological process: IMP metabolic process; 'de novo' AMP biosynthetic process. Gene Ontology annotation, molecular function: adenylosuccinate synthase activity; GTP binding.